AUGGUCACUCACGUCGGGCCCAGGAUUUUGGAUCAAUACCAUGCACCGCCUGAAAUCGAUUGGCUCAGCUUGGACGUGGAAGGCGCCGAAUUGGAGGUCCUUCAGCCUCUCUUUCACGACGCCACGUCCCGUUGGAAGGUGGACGUGAUCUCCAUGGAAGCGAGGGCAGCAGAUGUGAUUGCAAAGCUGCACUUCAUGGGACAGAAUGAUUAUCAACUCAUGGACAGGAUUGGUGAUGAUAUCUACGUGUCCACGUGGAGCGCCUUGGAAACCUCCUGCGGCCGCCCUCCGGCGGCGCAGCGGCUCACACCGCGCUUCGCCCUGGAAAGGGUCCAGGAGCGGAUUCGGCGGAAGGAGUGGAUCAACGAGACCGAACGGCGCACGUUCUUGAGGUUGGCACAGCUGGCGGAAGAACGGCACUGCAAGGCUGAGAGCUUGAGUUACUUGUUGUGGAGCACCUUGUUAAGCCUUGAUGCGGCCAACUUGGUUUGCAGAGGAGAUGGCUUCAUGAACGAAACGGCCUUAUAUCUGAAGCUUGCUCCACUGACCUUCGAUGAUUGUUCGCCCUUCUUCGCCCUACCACUCAGCCGCAUGGACUUCGUCUUGGUGCUGAUGACUCGCUGGCCGAUCUUCGAAGAACUUCAGCUGCUCAGCGAACGCUUGGCAUCUCGUGAGAACAACUUUGGGAACGAAGGCUGUGACUUGUAUCGCCGGGAUCUUCCACCGCCAGACUUCCUAUUGAACGUUUGGCCUCCGCGCUUGCGUGAUACUACCUUGAUGUGUGGCGGCUUACGUUUGGCGCUGGUCUACUUGGAGAAGGUCCUCCAACUGCAGGGCCAUGCUCCGGGACGAAAUCUCACCAACUUUUGGAAGAAGAGCGUUCGGGUUGCGGAACGCUCCUUGAAGUCUUUAGCGUACCGGUUCGGUAUCGCGGAGUUGCUGGGAGCCAUCGGCGAACUGCCUCAGAGCAAGAGUCCAUGGGUGGUCCUGAAGCGUAUUCAGCGGACGUGGUGGUAG
This is a messenger RNA of Durusdinium trenchii, 1017 nucleotides long. Lineage: Eukaryota; Dinophyceae; Suessiales; Symbiodiniaceae. The record is from the annotation of a GenBank genome assembly.